ACAUCACUACACUACUACUACUACUACUACAUUCAGUAAACGUGUAUUGCAAUUUGUUAUUUGGGUUGUAAUUUCAUGUAAUGUGCAACGCCUUGUAGAAAUAUAGAUAGAAAAAAAAACAAGAAUAUUACGUAUCAAUUACGUAUUUCGCAUUAAACGAUUUGAUUGCUCUGUCGGUUGAAUAUUUUAAUUGAGGUUACUGCGAAAAUGUCGAAGAUAUUUACACCAACGAAUCAAAUAAGAUUGACGAACGUUGCUGUCGUUCGUAUGAAGAAAGGUGGUAAACGAUUCGAAAUUGCCUGUUAUAAGAACAAAGUAAUAUCCUGGAGAAACAAAUUGGAAAAGGACAUUGAUGAAGUAUUGCAAACACAUACAAUAUUUACCAAUGUAUCAAAGGGCCAGGUUGCAAAAAAGGAAGAUCUUGUGAAAGCUUUUGGCACAGAUGAUCACACUGAAAUAUGCAAACAAAUUCUUGCAAAAGGUGAACUUCAAGUUUCCGACAAGGAAAGACAUUCAGCAUUGGAGUCCAUGUUCAAAGAUAUUGCCACGACAGUUGCCAGUAAAUGUAUCAAUCCAGAGACAAAGCGGCCAUAUCCAGUUUCCAUGAUCGAGAAUGCCAUGAAAGAUGAAAUACACUUUUCUGUUAAACCCAAUCGCAAUGCCAAACAACAAGCACUGGAUGUCAUCGCACAAUUGAAAGCUGUGAUGCCUUUGGAACGUGCACAGAUGAGGCUCAGAAUUGUCAUUCCAGAAAAGGAGGCGAGAAGAUUGAAAGAUAAAGUGAUCAAACUGAUAACUAAAAUGGAAACAGAGGAGUGGGACAGUGGAUCCUUAACAAUGCUCUGCUUAAUCGAUCCAGGUCAAUAUAGAGCAAUAGAUGAAUUAGUCCGAUCCGAAACAAAGGGCACUGCUUUACUUGAAUUGGUUAAUUUGCAAGAAGUAAUUGAAGGCGAAGAACUCUUAACAUAAAUUGUAAAUAGACUGACAUUUUUUUAAUUGUUGUCAAGAUUUAUAUUUAUUAAGUAUAAUUUGUUGUUGAUAACUUUGUUACAUAAUAACAUCAUGGCUAAUAAAGUAAUUUUGGUUUGUAUUUACAAUGAUCACUAAUGUCUCAUUUAAGUAAAUUAUCUACAUAUGUGUGCCAUACAACCAUAUCUUUACCACACCACUGUUCUUUCACUAAAACUGCAAUAAAAAUUUGUUUAUUAAGAUUA
Messenger RNA from Linepithema humile (Argentine ant), 1214 nucleotides. It is a transcript of the gene Sbds, whose product is annotated as SBDS ribosome maturation factor. NCBI's taxonomy places the organism in Eukaryota, Metazoa, Arthropoda, Insecta, Hymenoptera, Formicidae. The record is from RefSeq and is a predicted model, not a curated record. Gene Ontology annotation, biological process: ribosome biogenesis; cytosolic ribosome assembly.